AUGUCCAACCGCAUGCCCGCUACCGCCAACCAGGCCACCAACACGCGCGCACACGGCGCCCAGCCGGCGGCAAUGAACACGAAGCACGACAACGCGCCGGGGUUCGAGGCCGAGCGGAACCGGACCCGCCGGUUCUCGGAGCACAGCGACUCGUCCGACCCGGGCUGCCUGGAGCGCGGGGGCGCGACCACGGCCGGCGUGGACCGCAGCGCCAAGUCGCAGCUGUCGCAUGACUUUGACAACCUCAUGUCCGACCUCGGGUGGCACAUCGAGCGCGCGGGCACGAGCCUCAACGACAGCUGGAACUCUGCGCUCGACGAGUCGCAUGCCGCGCUGCCCGACCUCAGGAAGCACUGGGACGCGCUGUGCGCCAAAGUUGGAUCACAGUUUGAGAGCCUCGGAAGCUGGGGCGACGGCGGUGGCGCCGGUCAGCACCACGCCGACGACGCGGUAACGCACAGCAACGAGGCGGUCGAGGCCGUGCGCGUGCAGGGCGGCAUACAGCAGCCCGUUGCGGGCGGGCACGCCGCGCGCCAGCACCACGCGACCAUGCCGGAGCAGCAGGGCGCCGAGGCUACGGCACAGCGCAUGCCGGCGGCGCAGAGCAGCACCCGGCGUCUCGUGUAG
Molecule: messenger RNA, 627 nt
Organism: Vanrija pseudolonga
Lineage: Eukaryota; Fungi; Basidiomycota; Tremellomycetes; Trichosporonales; Trichosporonaceae
Exons: 1
Coding region: 1-627 (208 amino acids)
Source: RefSeq, a predicted model, not a curated record